Molecule: messenger RNA, 406 nt
Organism: Staurois parvus
Lineage: Eukaryota; Metazoa; Chordata; Amphibia; Anura; Ranidae
Source: the annotation of a GenBank genome assembly
CUUAUUCACCAGGGCCCCUGAUGGUGGGGAUGGACUUGGAGCAGACAGGAACCAGGUUGCGGCCCCUGAGUACACCUGCUAGUGGUAGAGGGAUCCGCCAGAGGUAUGUGCAGGAUGGAUGGAUGGCAGAGUAGUUAGCGUGGUCAGACGGGCCAAGUCAGCAACGUGCGGGCAGCAAGGUACCAAAGGAGCAGGCAGAGAAUGGUCAAGGUCACAAGCCGGGUUCAGUAACUCACGGGCAGCGUGGUACAGGGGAUCAGGCAGAAGGAUGGUCAGGCAAGCCAGGGGUUCAACAGGAGACGGUCAGCAGAGGUCAGGAUCAAGCCAGGUCAGCAACGAAGCAGGAACACAAGAUACCAGGUACAGAAGCUCAUGGGAAAACAUACACCAAGGCCCAGAUCACAGG